GUCACUUCCUCUUCCUGUUAAAGGUCGCUUUGACCGGCGAAGCGUCCCCGGAGCUGUGACCUGCAGCCAUGUUGUCCCUAGCCGCCCGCUCUGGCGCUUUCUCACCGUACCUGUCCGCCACCUCUUAUGCUGUAGCCGGGCAGCUGAAGCCGCUGGUCUCCGGAGCUGUCCAGCACAGCGAUAAGGUCCUGCUAGAUGUGAAGAGGCCGUUCCUCAGCCGGGAGACCCUGAGCGGCCAAGCCGCCGGCGGACCCAUCACGGUCACAGCCGGUAUCAGUGCUCCUGCUACCAUUCGCUUCCUGCACAGCGAUGUCACUGUACCUGAAUUCUCAGACUACCGCCGCCCAGAAGUUACAGACAGCAGAAAACCCUCUCGCCCCAGCGAAGAUGCCAGGAAAGGCUUCUCCUACUUGGUCACUGGCAUUGCCACUGUAGCCACAGCCUAUGUGGCCAAAAAUGUAGUCUCUCAGUUUGUAUCCAGCAUGAGCGCCUCAGCCGAUGUGUUGGCCAUGUCUAAGAUUGAAGUCAAACUUUCUGACAUACCCGAAGGCAAGAACAUGUGCUUCAAGUGGAGAGGCAAACCCCUGUUCAUCCGCCACAGAACCCCCAAAGAAAUAGAGCAGGAGGCUCAGGUUGAAUUGAGCGAGUUGCGUGACCCUCAGCACGACCUUGACCGGGUGAAGAAACCAGAGUGGGCCAUCCUGAUCGGAGUCUGCACCCAUCUUGGUUGUGUGCCCAUUGCCAAUGCAGGAGACUUCGGAGGAUACUACUGUCCUUGCCAUGGCUCUCACUAUGAUGCCUCCGGUAGAAUUAGGAAGGGUCCUGCACCACUCAACCUUGAGGUUCCCUACUAUGAAUUCCCCUCUGAGGACCUUGUAAUAGUUGGUUGAACAUUUAGGUCACACUCGCUUCCAUGAGGGUUUCUGUAAUCUUAUAGGUGUUCCUGGCUCCUGAAUACAAUAUGUUUUCAUGCUUUUAAAAGAUCAGUGUCUGACAUUUUAAUAAAUCACCAAGUUUGAAGUGAAGGUCUUCUUCAUUUCCACUGUACAAAGUGAUUGUAAAGUUUCUUUCAGUUCUUUAAUAUAAUGUAAAGGAAACAUCUCUUGCACAGGAAGUAACAAGCUUUAAAUUAUGUAUAAAGCCAAUAUUAAAUUCUGCCUUUACAAGGAA
Molecule: messenger RNA, 1170 nt
Organism: Hyla sarda
Lineage: Eukaryota; Metazoa; Chordata; Amphibia; Anura; Hylidae
Product: cytochrome b-c1 complex subunit Rieske, mitochondrial
Exons: 2
Coding region: 69-890 (273 amino acids)
Biological process (GO): mitochondrial electron transport, ubiquinol to cytochrome c
Cellular component (GO): membrane
Molecular function (GO): 2 iron, 2 sulfur cluster binding; quinol-cytochrome-c reductase activity
Source: RefSeq, a predicted model, not a curated record